CUGCGCCGUCCGCGGGCGGGAAGGCUGGGCGGGCGCCGAGUGACGUGGCGCGGCCUGGAGGCCGUGGGGAGGCGUGUUCCGCGGGAGUCCCGCAUGGCCGCGGCGCGCGUGACGAUGUUGACCCGCAGCCGCAGCCGCGGGCCGGGAGCCGAGCUGCGGGGGUGUGGGGAGGAGGCCGCGCCCCUCCGGAGGGGACAGGCGGCUGCAGAAGGAAGGACAAGCCACAGGCCUGUGAAGCGCCAGCGGGAGGCACAGAGACCACGUGUGGCCUAUGAGGCUGCGGCCGGGGAGGACAGCAAGGGGGCCAAGCCCCUCGAGGCGUCAGGCUGGGAGCCCCAGGACUGGCGGCAGCAGCUGGCGAACAUCCGUGCCAUGAGGAGUGGGAGAGACGCGCCUGUGGACCGGCUGGGAGCCGAGCACUGCUACGACCCCGGUGCACCCCCGAAGGUCCGGAGGUUCCAGGUGCUGCUCUCGCUGAUGCUCUCCAGCCAGACCAAAGACCAGGUGACCGCGGGCGCCAUGCAGCGGCUACGGGCCCGGGGCCUGACGGUGGACAGCAUCCUGCAGACAGACGACAGCACACUGGGCACGCUCAUUUACCCCGUGGGCUUCUGGAGGAACAAAGUGAAAUACAUCAAGCAGACCAGCGUCAUCCUGCAGCAGCGCUACGGUGGGGACAUCCCCGCCUCCGUGGCAGAGCUGGUGGCACUGCCAGGCGUUGGGCCCAAGAUGGCGCACCUGGCCAUGGCCGUGGCCUGGGGCACCGUGUCGGGCAUUGCGGUGGACACCCAUGUGCACAGGAUCGCCAACCGGCUCAGGUGGACCAAGAGGGAGACCAAGGCCCCAGAGGAGACACGUGCUGCCCUGGAGGAGUGGCUGCCCAGGGAGCUGUGGAGCGAGAUCAAUGGGCUGCUGGUGGGCUUUGGUCAGCAGACCUGUCUGCCCGUCCACCCACGCUGCCAGACCUGCCUCAACCGGGCCUUGUGUCCUGCUGCUCGCGGUCCCUGAGGGCUGGCGGCCUUGGCCUGGGUGCCAGGGAUGCUGGUUCCAGCCACAUCUGUUAAGAUUCUUUGGCUUAGAGAGCUGCAGCCUAUUUAAUAAAGUCUGGGACUUGUGGCUGUCA
Messenger RNA from Choloepus didactylus (southern two-toed sloth), 1123 nucleotides. RefSeq names its product nth like DNA glycosylase 1 (gene NTHL1). Gene Ontology annotation, cellular component: nucleus. The record is from RefSeq and is a predicted model, not a curated record. Gene Ontology annotation, biological process: nucleotide-excision repair; base-excision repair; base-excision repair, AP site formation. Lineage: Eukaryota; Metazoa; Chordata; Mammalia; Pilosa; Megalonychidae. Gene Ontology annotation, molecular function: DNA-(apurinic or apyrimidinic site) endonuclease activity; oxidized pyrimidine nucleobase lesion DNA N-glycosylase activity; DNA binding. Bases 94 to 1008 code for a protein of 304 amino acids. The transcript has 6 exons.